Asterias rubens (European starfish) is the source of this 303-nucleotide messenger RNA. Its product is annotated as single insulin-like growth factor-binding domain protein-2. The record is from RefSeq and is a predicted model, not a curated record. Bases 1 to 303 code for a protein of 100 amino acids. Lineage: Eukaryota; Metazoa; Echinodermata; Asteroidea; Forcipulatida; Asteriidae. The transcript has 3 exons. Gene Ontology annotation, cellular component: extracellular region.
AUGUCUAAGUUUCUUUCUCUGGCGAUGUUGGCAGUCUUGGCUGUGUGUCUUCAACGCUGCGAGGGCACCAUUUGCAUGGAUUGUGAAGAUAUGAACUGUGUAGAGCCAGAUUGUGAGUACGGGACUAUACUAGACGAGUGCGAUUGUUGUAAGGUCUGCACUAAGGGGUUGGACGAGCUGUGUGAGGGGCUAAUGGAGAAUUACGGCAAGUGCUCUGAAGGUCUUUAUUGUGAGAAACCAGUCUGCAAAAAGGGGAAAACCAGCUGUGCAUCACUGCCCGGAUACUGCAAGCCUGAGCAGUAA